Messenger RNA from Trifolium pratense (red clover), 1687 nucleotides. Its product is annotated as probable ribose-5-phosphate isomerase 2. Bases 465 to 1271 code for a protein of 268 amino acids. The record is from RefSeq and is a predicted model, not a curated record. The transcript has a single exon. Gene Ontology annotation, molecular function: ribose-5-phosphate isomerase activity. Gene Ontology annotation, biological process: pentose-phosphate shunt, non-oxidative branch. NCBI's taxonomy places the organism in Eukaryota, Viridiplantae, Streptophyta, Magnoliopsida, Fabales, Fabaceae.
UAAAAUGGAAUAACAAAAAAUAUUUUUUUGCGUGUGCUAUACUAUAGUCCAAUGAGAUUUUGGAUUGGAGAAUAAAGAUCCGAGACCGCGCGAAACGCGUCAAUUUUUACUUCAAAACAAACGCAGUGUUUGAAUUGUAACAAACAAACACAAAAUAAGUGCUUAUUCUCAUUCUUCCCCCUUUUCCUAUAUAAAUAACCCCGCAGCCAAACAAUCCUCAACCCUUCUCUUCUAAUCUAAUAUAAUCUUAAAACCCUAUCAAUUUUCACCCAUUCCUUCACCACCACAUCUUUAAACCUUAUACCCUAAACUUAUCUUCUCAGAUUUUUCUCUUCAUAAUUUUUUAGCAUCCCAAUUCAAUUAAUUAAUAAUAAAUAGCUUAUAACUUUCAAUUAAUUUUUCAUUCCCUUCAAUACACUCUUGCCUCCACCGCCGCCGCAACCACCACCACCGUCAAACCCAAAAUGGCCAUUCCUUGCCCCCAUUUCAUCUCCUCCGCAAAAGCCGCCAUGGAAGCCGGUCUCCUCAUACCUUCCUCACCUUCUUCAUCCGUUUCCGUUAUCCUCACCCAAGACGAUUUGAAGAAAAUCGCCGCAUACAAAGCGGUUGAAUACGUUGAAUCCGGCAUGGUUCUCGGACUCGGAACCGGUUCAACGGCAAAACACGCCGUGGACCGAAUCGGGGAGCUUCUCCGUCAAGGAAAGCUGAAAAACAUCAUUGGUAUACCCACUUCAACGAAAACCCAUGAACAAGCUGUUUCGUUAGGGAUCCCUCUUUCGGAUCUAGAUUCUCACCCUGUUGUUGAUCUUGCAAUUGAUGGUGCUGAUGAAGUUGAUCCUUAUCUGAAUUUGGUGAAAGGUCGUGGUGGGUCACUUUUGAGAGAGAAAAUGGUGGAAGGUGCAUGUAAGAAAUUUGUUUGUAUUGUUGAUGAGUCAAAAUUGGUUAACUAUUUAGGUGGUAGCGGUUUAGCUAUGCCUGUUGAAGUUAUUAGGUUUUGUUGGAAAUUUACUGCUGGUAGGCUUCAGAAUCUGUUUGAUGAAUCUGGUUGUGUUGCAAAGCUUAGAACUUUUGGUGAAAAGAAAGAACCUUAUGUUACUGAUAAUGGGAAUUAUAUUGUUGAUUUGUAUUUUGAAAAGAGUAUUGGUGAUUUGAAGGUUGCAAGUGAUGCAAUUCUCAAUAUUGCUGGUGUUGUUGAGCAUGGAAUGUUUUUGGAUAUGGCUACUACUGUUAUUGUUGCAGGUGAACUCGGGUUAACGGUGAAGAAUAAGUAGUCGAGAAUUCACAAUCAAAGUUUAGAAGAAUAAUUAUUUAGGUUUAAUUGCUGAAGGUUUUGAUGAUUUCAAAUGGGUUUCUAACAUUUUAUAUGAUGUAGUAUGAAACAUAUUUAUUCAAGUGAAUCGAUUAGAAAAGUUGGUUCUUGUUAUGUUUUUUGUUAGGGGUUCGGGGUACUUUCAUAUGAUCUUAUUGGAUUGUUGGAGAAAGUAUCUUGAAUAAUAGUUUAGUUUUGUAUUUUGACUUUAUUUCAGCAAGAAGAAAGAAAAUUGAGACUUGUUGUUAAGAUGAAUAUUAAGCUUAAACAAGGGAUUUUGUGCGUGGUGUACCGAAUUAGUCAUCCACACAAUUUCUUGUUGAAAUUAUGGUGUUUAUCAUAUUGAACUUAUCUAAUUCAUGUUUUGUUCGUUUUUUC